UGGCGGCGGCGGCGGCGUGGGUGCGCGUUGCCGGGCAGUCAGCUGGCCGCGGGGCGAUAAGAGGGCGGGCGGCGCGGGGCGGCGGCGCUCGGUGCUCGCUCCCUCGCUCACGUCCUGCCGCGCUCCGGGGGGGGGAGAAAGGCGCCCGCUCCGCCAUGGCCGAGACGAUCGCGGACACCCGGCGGCUGAUCAGCAAGCCGCAGAACCUGAACGACGCCUACGGGCCGCCCAGCAACUUCCUGGAGAUCGACGUGGGCAACCCGCAGACGGUGGGGGUGGGCCGCGGCCGCUUCACCACCUACGAGAUCCGCGUCAAGACAAAUCUACCUAUCUUCAAGUUGAAAGAAUCUACAGUCAGAAGAAGAUACAGUGACUUUGAAUGGCUAAGGAAUGAACUAGAAAGAGAAAGCAAGGUUGUGGUUCCACCUCUUCCAGGAAAAGCUCUUCUCCGUCAGCUCCCUUUCCGAGGAGAUGACGGCAUAUUUGAUGAUUCCUUUAUAGAGGAAAGGAAGCAGGCUCUCGAACAAUUCAUAAACAAAUGUGAGGUAUUAUCAGCUUGUGUAAUGAUGCAUAUUUUCUCUAAUCAUCAUGAGAAUCUUUAUGAAGAUGUAAAAACACUACCUGAGGCUUGGGACUCUAAAUGCUGAAGUGCACUUACUGAAAGUUUUGUAUGCUGAGUCUAGCAAUAUGUGGGGGAAGAGGGCUGUUUAUGUUCUGAAGCAGCUGAUAGUACAACAGUCAUCUUAACUGGAAUCUCUGAAAAACUCAGUAUAGCUGACAAAGGGAGUGGCCAGUUUACUGGUAUCACUUGUUUAGUCCUACAGCAAGUAAUAGGUUGAUCUUGUGGAAGUGUAAAACUUCUUGGUCAAUUUUUCCUCCUUUGAAACAUAAAACCAGGCUGUUAAUGAAGAUAUUGAUGUAGUGGCAGACUUGAGUACAGCUGGAACAAGGCUCUUCAGGCACAACUCCUAGCUAUUCAACCUCAUCAAUUUAUUCUAAUGGCAUGACCAACUCAUCAAGCAAAUAUUAUUAAUUAAAGUUUUGUACUAUGUAGAAGCUUUAAGGCUUCUACCAAGUACUCUGGGUACUAGUGAACUUAGACCUGAAGGUAAUUUGCAUAAUACAUUCAUAUUGCUGCAUUCUCAAAGCUAGUCUUUACCUCUAGAACUAGAGAAGAGUCCCUCAGAUAACUGAUACCACUAUAUCCAAAAAAGAUCUUGGUGCACCAAUGCCAGUUCUUGAUACCCAGGAGUGUUAAGAUAGAUGUUGAGAAGCUUUAUCCCUCUAGAUCUAAAAUCUAAGAGGGAUUAAAUCACAGCAGUGCAGCUUACUUGAGUCAGCUCUCUUGAGCCAGCUUGCUGGCACUACCAUCAAUACUACAUAGAAUGACAUUCACAGGGGUGGCUAUGUUGCAACAUUCUUGUCUGCCUGA
This is a messenger RNA of Harpia harpyja (harpy eagle), 1432 nucleotides long. It is a transcript of the gene SNX3, whose product is annotated as sorting nexin 3. Gene Ontology annotation, cellular component: retromer complex; early endosome membrane. The transcript is spliced from 5 exons. The coding region runs from base 156 to 647 and encodes 163 amino acids. Lineage: Eukaryota; Metazoa; Chordata; Aves; Accipitriformes; Accipitridae. Gene Ontology annotation, molecular function: phosphatidylinositol-3-phosphate binding. Gene Ontology annotation, biological process: endocytic recycling; late endosome to Golgi transport. The record is from RefSeq and is a predicted model, not a curated record.